AUGGUGUUCUUCCUCAGACGUGAUACCACUUCCCGUGCACCCAUUGGCUUAGCGUGGCAGCUGACGAUAGCUUCCGACAAAAUGAUGUUUAAAAUUACAGAAGACGAGGUGUUUCUGACCGAUGAGGACUUCAAAAACGGCGAACGUUUGGCAAAUUCAUCAGCGGGCAAUUCAGCAGGAAUGCUCUCUCGCCAGUCAUUUCUUCAUGGAGACAUCAGAGGAAAGGCCGCAUGGAAACUGAAGACUCGGCGAAAAGGCGCUCGGCGUAAUGGAGUGAUAAGUGGUAUCAAAAAAUGGCCAAAUGGACGAAUUCCAUAUGUGAUCAGUGGACAGUAUAAUGAGAGGGAACGUGCUGUCUUGGCCAGGAGCUUCCAGGAAUAUCAUAAGCGAACAUGUGUCAGAUUCGUAGCUCGCACGCCACUCGACCGGGACUACCUCUACAUUGGAAAAAUUGAUGGAUGCUUUUCUGAUGUCGGACGUGCCGGUGGACGACAAGAGUUAUCACUUGACGACGGUUGCAUGCAGUAUGACACUGCGAUUCACGAAUUGAUGCACUCCGUAGGAUUCUACCAUGAGCAUGAACGAUGGGAUCGCGACAAUCACAUAACCAUCCUCUGGCAGAAUAUUGACAAAGAGGCGUAUGAUCAGUUCGGCAAAGUUGAUCUAACUGAAAGCUCUUAUUACGGGCAAAUGUAUGACUAUUACUCGAUUAUGCAUUACGACAGUUUGGCGUUUUCAAAGAAUGGAUUCGAGACUAUGGUGGCGAAACGUCCAGAAAUGACAGCAGUGAUCGGAUCAGCAAUCGACUUCAGUCCGAUCGACGUCCUCAAAAUGAACUUAAUGUAUGAUUGUGGGCGGCGACCUGAUAUUGAGCCACAGCCACUUCCACCACAGCCACCACCGUUUUCACUUACUGUUUUUGCAGACUGUCACGACAAAACGAGCUUGUGCUGGCGUUGGCUAGACCGUUGCAAAUCGUUCUUCUUCGAGAAGAUCAUGAAGGAAUUCUGUGCUUUAUCUUGUGGAUACUGUAGUCCUAUCGUGGCUGCCCUCGAGGCGAAGGCCGAAGUUCGAAAUCCACUAAAUACCUAUCUCCAACUUGGCUAA
This is a messenger RNA of Haemonchus placei, 1107 nucleotides long. NCBI's taxonomy places the organism in Eukaryota, Metazoa, Nematoda, Chromadorea, Rhabditida, Trichostrongylidae. The record is from the annotation of a GenBank genome assembly.